AAACCGGUUCGACAGGUAACAAAUAGGUGGGUUGUCACCGUUAUUUCCCAACGCAUGCGCCAUCGCUCUCCUGGCCACUCCAAGCUAAUUAGAUCAGAUCAACACCCCCACCCCACCCCCGCCCGAGCCACCAACACACACCGCCGCGAGCCAAUAAAGCGUGAACCCGUCCGUCCAGCUCGCACUUGAAGACAUCGCAAGCGGCCGCAGGGACGCCAGUCGAGCCAAGGGACGCUCACUGGGCGCUUCUCGAUCCGGGUGCACCUGGCUGCACCCGCUCUGCGGGCACCGGCGACCUUCGGCGGAGUUGGAAGCGCCACGCGCGGUCCCUGGUACUCUUUUUCCUCAGAACGUGGGCACGCCUCGGCGACUCCUUUCUUGAACUGUCCCCAUUCCCGCGCCUCAGCCCCGAAAAGGUGGGACGGCCACCCGGACUCGACUUACGGGAGCGAAGCGCACCGGGCCAGGAGGGAUCGAAGAUGCCCCGUGCGUUCCUGGUGAAGAAGCCAUGCGUCUCCACGUGCAAGAGGAACUGGAGCGAACUCCCGGACGAGGAGCGCGGCGAGAUCUACGUGCCAGUCAGCCUGGGCUUCUGCCCACCACCACCCUACCGGGAACCAGAGCCAUCGGUGGCCGAACCCCCGCCUUGCCCUCUGGCUUUGGACAUGAGCCUUCGGGACUCCAGCUAUAGUGUGGCCCCGGGGCCCUGCGUGGUGGCCCAGCUGCCCCCUGAAGAUGUGAGCCAUCUGACAGAUCCCCAGAGCAGAGACCAGGGGUUCCUACGGACCAAGAUGAAGGUGACCUUGGGGGACAGUCCGAACGGAGACCUUUUCACCUGUCACAUCUGCCAGAAGGCCUUCACUUACCAGCGCAUGCUGAACCGACACAUGAAAUGUCACAACGAUGUCAAGAGGCACCUGUGCACGUACUGUGGGAAGGGCUUCAAUGACACCUUUGACCUCAAGAGGCACGUCAGAACCCAUACCGGUGUGCGGCCCUACAAGUGCAGCCUGUGUGACAAGGCCUUCACCCAGCGCUGCUCUCUCGAGUCUCACCUCAAGAAGAUCCAUGGCGUGCAGCAGAAGUAUGCGUACAAGGAGCGCCGGGCCAAGCUCUAUGUGUGUGAGGAGUGUGGCUGUACCUCUGAGAGUCAGGAGGGUCACGUCCUGCACCUCAAGGAGAACCACCCCGACAGCCCGCUGCUACGCAAGACCUCCAAGAGAGUGGCCGUGGCCCUGCAGAACACUGUCACUUCCCUGCUGCAGGGCAGCCCCCACCUCUGAGCGGCGCAGGCCCCAGGAAGGACCAGGUUCACCUCCCUGCAGCCUCCUGCCAGAACACCCAGGCACCCCUGCGCACUCAGGCACUGGCUUCUGCUCACUUUUGGAAGUCUGUCUUACAGGCAGAGUCCUUCUGAGUUUGAGACCAUGGGGGCCUGUGUUUGGGCAGGGGUGAGGCCAAGUGAUUAAAAACAGCUGCUGAGAGAGACAGGCCCUGCUUCCUUGCAGCAGAACUCUGGAGAUGUGCUGAGGGGGAGCCUGAGUACAAGAUGGGCAAUGGAGCCGAUGGACCGCAGAGCCAAGACACCAGCUAAGAGCAGCCCUGCAGACAGACUACUGUGGCGGCAAAGGCGGGCAGAGGCUCACUGCCUGCAGGGCUAAUUCUCAGGGUUCCAAGGGCUCUGCCCUUUCGUCAGAGGCCCACAUGUGUACAGCCAUGUUGGUGCUUGUGUGCGUGUGUGUGUCACACUGCUUUAUGUGUGACUUAGUCACAUGUACACCUAUGGCCUUCCAUAUCACCUCAUUCUUAAGAGACCAACCACAAGGUGCCAAGGAGGUUUUAGUUCCUUUUUUUUAAAGAUGACAAAUGUACAGAUAUUAAUAUAUUUUUGGUGCCCACAGUAAGACUGUUUUUUAAAAGGGAUGGAGCUGGCUUUUUCUCCAACCCUAUUGAUUCUAUUUAUCCUGGACAUUUCAAACCUCCUCUGUGCCUUGGUUCUGGGGUGGUGAUGCAGACUCACCCUGAUCUCUGAGCUGUUCCAUUAAAGACCUUCCUGCCCUGCCCAGAAGAUGAAUUGUUCCUCCUGCCCUGCCCCUGGACAGUGCCUCACCUCUCUCUCUCCCUUCCCUGGCUUCACUUCCUUCCACAUGCUUCUCCAGGCCCCAGUUUUCCUGGUAAGCCUGAUGAUGGCUGACUGGGUGUGGCUAAGGCUGGGGGUGGGUCCUACUUCGACCAUAUGGGCUGGUAAUUUUUUCACACCAAGUCCAAGUCUACCGUCUAAAGUACUAAGACAAGGGCAGGAACAGGCUGGGAGUCUGAGUUUUUUCCUGGCCAAGUCAAAAAUUCUUGAGCAGCAGCAAAAUUUGAGACAGAAUAAUAAUCCACAUACCAGAAACUUUGAGAGGGAGCCUGUCUGAUGGUUAAUAAAGCAUCUCUGUUGUCUUCUGUUUU
This is a messenger RNA of Peromyscus leucopus (white-footed mouse), 2451 nucleotides long. RefSeq names its product ovo like transcriptional repressor 1 (gene Ovol1). Gene Ontology annotation, molecular function: RNA polymerase II cis-regulatory region sequence-specific DNA binding; DNA-binding transcription factor activity, RNA polymerase II-specific. The record is from RefSeq and is a predicted model, not a curated record. Lineage: Eukaryota; Metazoa; Chordata; Mammalia; Rodentia; Cricetidae. Gene Ontology annotation, biological process: regulation of transcription by RNA polymerase II; epidermal cell differentiation. Gene Ontology annotation, cellular component: nucleus.